AUGGCGGCAGUCUAUAAGUCUUUGUCAAAAAAUGAUACGCUUAAAGCCGUCCCGGCCAUUAGUGGCGCCAAGAAGAACAAACAACGAGUCUUGAUUCUCUCAUCCCGUGGCGUUACUUAUCGCCACCGGCAUUUGCUAAACGAUCUCGCAUCCAUGCUACCACAUGGUCGCAAGGACGUCAAAUUCGACUCGAAAUCCAAAUUGAACGAACUCAAUGAACUCGCCGAACUCUACAACUGUAACAACGUCCUGUUUUUCGAGGCCAGAAAAGGCAAAGACCUCUACGUGUGGUUGAGCAAAGUUCCGAAUGGGCCCACUAUCAAAAUGCACCUACAAAAUUUACAUACCAUGGAGGAGUUACAUUUCACUGGGAACUGCUUGAAGGGAUCUCGCCCGAUCCUGUCUUUCGACGCUGCCUUCGACGAACAAGCACAUCUGCGAGUCAUCAAGGAAAUGUUCCUCCACACUUUCGGCGUACCUCAAGGCAGCCGGAAAUCCAAGCCAUUCAUUGACCAUGUAAUGGGCUUCAGCAUUGCUGACGGCAAGAUCUGGGUGCGAAACUAUCAGAUCAGCGAAGAGGAAGGUGCCUUAGUGGGACCUGGAGAAGACGAUAAUAAGUCAAAGGGCUCGACGGCGAAAGGAGGCGCAAAUACGGAGAUUAAACUCGUUGAAAUUGGCCCUCGGUUUGUCUUGACGCCUAUUGUAAUUCAGGAAGGCUCGUUCGGUGGCCCGAUCAUUUACGAAAACCGUGAAUUCAUCUCCCCCAAUCAGCUGCGAUCCGAUCUCCGAAAAGCAAAAGCGGCUAGGCAUGACGCUCGAAUGGAACAAAAUGUUGAGAGAUUAUCAAGGAAGGGUGAAUUAGGUUUGCGCUCCGGUGAUGGCAAUAGGCCGGCCAAAGAUGGACUUGACAACAAGUCUCUUUUUGCAUAG
Ustilaginoidea virens is the source of this 930-nucleotide messenger RNA. RefSeq lists its product as uncharacterized. Bases 1 to 930 code for a protein of 309 amino acids. Lineage: Eukaryota; Fungi; Ascomycota; Sordariomycetes; Hypocreales; Clavicipitaceae. Gene Ontology annotation, cellular component: nucleolus. The transcript has 3 exons. The record is from RefSeq and is a predicted model, not a curated record. Gene Ontology annotation, biological process: rRNA processing; ribosomal large subunit assembly. Gene Ontology annotation, molecular function: rRNA binding.